Molecule: messenger RNA, 1304 nt
Organism: Punica granatum (pomegranate)
Lineage: Eukaryota; Viridiplantae; Streptophyta; Magnoliopsida; Myrtales; Lythraceae
Source: RefSeq, a predicted model, not a curated record
UCUAUUUGCUAGACAAGCCAAGGGAUGAAGCCUAUGCUGUCUUGUUGUCAUCCUCGAAAGUCCGCUACCUUUGGCUUUGCCUCCCUUCCAUAUAAAAAUUCGUUUGGUUUCUCACCUUAAUCGUCACUCAAGACCCAAAACAAUUAGUAGGGAAUUCAAUUACUUAAUACACACCUCAUGGAAAGAGACCAGGAGGAGCUUCAAAACUUUGGCUUCUUCGCAACCUUCAAGGAGUCCUUCAAGAUCAUCUUCUCAUGGAAGAAGAUCUUCACACAAAUCACGCUCUCCUUAAUCCUUCCCUUGUCGUUCGUCUUCUUGAUCCAAAUGCAAGUCUCUGACUUCCUCUUCUGGAAGCUCCGUCGUGACGAGAAUAUGCUUCACCGAUCCCAGUCGUCUAGCCACGAGUGGGGCUCCUACACCUAUGAGCACUGGUCCGAAAUCGUGACCUCCGACAAGAUCUCACUCGCACUCUUCAAGAUUGCGUAUUACAUCGUCACACUCAUCCUUUCUCUCCUGGCGACCUCAGCAGUUGUGUAUAUGAUUGCAUCCAUCUACACCGACAAGCCGGUAGCCUUCAAGAAGGUCAUGGGCGUGGUCCCUAAGGUCUGGAAGAGGCUGAUAGUCACUUUCAUAUGGAGCUUCGCCAUUGUUAUUGUCUUGAACUUGUUGGCCUCUGCUCUCUUCUACUUGUGGGUAGUCAACCUAGGGUUCAGAGGUGUGUUUGGGGUGGUCGUUUUCAUCAUUUUACUCAUCGCGUACGUGGUGGCAACCAUCUACAUAGGCAUCGUAUGGCGGGUGGCUUGCGUGAUUUCCGUCUUGGAGGAGUACUACGGGAUCAAGGCCUUGUUCAAGAGCAAGGACUUGAUCAAGGGCAAAAUCGGAAUGUCAGCUGGACUCAUAUUCCUAGUCACAGUGUUCUACGUGGGCAUCAUGUUGGUGUACCAAAUCUUCGUGGUGUAUGCGCUCAGAUACGCGCUCAGCUACGGUGCCCCAGGGUACAUGCUUGUGAUUGGGCUUCCUUGCUGGCUCUUGCUCACCUUUGUCAUGCUCGUCGACUUCGUCCUGCAGACUGUGAUCUACUUUGUCUGCAAGUCGUACCACAACGAGAGCAUCGACAAGCCAGCCCUCGCAGAUCACCUCGAGGCUUACAACGCACAGUACGAGGCAAUGAAAUCGGAAAAGGACGUCCAGAUGGAGCAAGUGAUGGUCUGAUCAUCAACCAUCUGAAUGGAUUGAAUUCUUUUGAUGAGUAUGAACCUUCAUAUAAUAGAAUAAAAAUCAUGAAGGAUAAUCUACCUAAAAAA